Messenger RNA from Mesitornis unicolor (brown roatelo), 817 nucleotides. It is a transcript of the gene NTM, whose product is annotated as neurotrimin. Gene Ontology annotation, cellular component: neuron projection. The record is from RefSeq and is a predicted model, not a curated record. NCBI's taxonomy places the organism in Eukaryota, Metazoa, Chordata, Aves, Mesitornithiformes, Mesitornithidae. The annotation marks the transcript as partial. The transcript is spliced from 7 exons.
CAGCAUCCUCUAUGCCGGCAAUGACAAGUGGUGCUUGGACCCUCGGGUGGUGCUCUUGGCCAACACCAAGACCCAGUACAGCAUCCAGAUCCAAGACGUGGAUGUGUACGAUGAGGGCCCCUACACCUGCUCGGUGCAGACAGACAAUCACCCCAAGACAUCGCGCGUCCAUCUCAUCGUGCAAGUGUCUCCGAAAAUCACCCAGAUCUCUUCCGACAUCUCCAUCAACGAGGGCGGCAACGUCAGCCUCACCUGCAUAGCCACGGGCAGGCCAGACCCUACAAUCACCUGGAGACACAUCUCACCCAAAGCCGUGGGCUUCAUCAGCGAGGACGAGUACCUGGAGAUCACGGGCAUCACGCGGGAGCAGUCGGGCGAGUAUGAGUGCAGCGCCUCCAACGACGUGGCAGCGCCCGUGGUGCAGCGAGUCAAAGUCACUGUCAACUACCCGCCGUACAUCUCGGACGCGAAGAGCACCGGGGUGCCGGUGGGGCAGAAGGGCAUCCUGCUGUGCGAAGCCUCCGCCGUCCCCUCCGCCGACUUCCAGUGGUACAAAGACGACAAGCGGCUGGCUGAAGGACAGAAAGGCCUGAAGGUAGAGAACAAGGCCUUCUUCUCCAGACUGACCUUCUUCAACGUCUCCGAGCAGGACUACGGCAACUACACCUGCGUGGCCUCCAACCAGCUAGGGAACACCAACGCCAGCAUGAUCCUUUACGAAGAGACAACUACCGCUCUGACACCCUGGAAAGGCCCUGGCGCGGUGCACGACGGCAACAACGGCGCGUGGCGACCGGGCGGCCACGCGUGGCUGCUG